Molecule: messenger RNA, 3992 nt
Organism: Physcomitrium patens
Lineage: Eukaryota; Viridiplantae; Streptophyta; Bryopsida; Funariales; Funariaceae
Product: DNA polymerase delta catalytic subunit
Biological process (GO): DNA-templated DNA replication; nucleotide-excision repair, DNA gap filling; base-excision repair, gap-filling
Cellular component (GO): delta DNA polymerase complex
Molecular function (GO): nucleotide binding; DNA binding; 3'-5'-DNA exonuclease activity
Source: RefSeq, a predicted model, not a curated record
GUGAAGCGAGGGGAGAGGAGGAUUGCAAGGAGGGCCCCGAGCGUGAUGAAGAAGAUUGGCAGCAUGCAUGUUGCCAGGUCUCCAAUGCAGACGAAGGUAACAUGAAUAAAGAGCAAGCGCUACAGGAACAGCAAUUUGAAAUCGCAAGCAUGGAAUCACCAAUGCGCAUGAUGCUGCUGGAUGCCGUUUUCACAGACGCUCCGGCUUCCGUAUCCGCCACGCCGCCUUCGGUGCUACUUUAUGGACUAAGCUCAGGAGGUGAAAGUAUUGCAGUUCAGGUGAACGAUUUUAUGCCCUAUUUCUGGUUUCCGGCCCCUGUGGGCAAUAUCGAUGGGAAGAUUGUGCCUUUAAAGGAAGGCUGCUUGGAAACCGUGAAAGAAUAUCUCAACCGCAAACUGCAGACCAGCCGUAAGAAAAGUGCUGAUUCCAAUGAUCAAUUUGUUGCUGCAAUUGAAAUGGAGCACAGGACACCACUUAUGUAUUACCGUCGUGGAGGACCAUUUUCGUUUCUGAAGGUGCAAGUCUGGAGGGAUAAAGAAAUAGGUUUAGUUGCAAAGGAGCUAACGGCCCUAGCUGAGGGAAACGAGAUGCGGGGCGAAGGCCUCGUUUGGAAGGAUCAUACUUCUCAUGAAGAAAAGAUUAAAUUGGGCAUGCGAUUUUUUUGUGACACAGGUAUAGCAGGAGGGUCGUGGGUGGAAAUAAAGCAAGCUGUGACAAUUCCUCAUGACCAAUAUAAGACGAGGUGCUCCGUGGAGCUUGUUGCAUGUUGGGAGAAUCUCACUGGCUUAACCCCAGAUGCGACACACCAUAUGGAGUUCAUGGAAUCGGCCUAUGGGGUUUCAUCUGUUCCUCAUAACAGCGAGGCUUCUGGUACGCAAAACAGUAGAGAAAUUCUUCUGGACAUGUAUGAUCAAAGUGAUACAUCACUCCCUGAUGAGGAUGACCUCCCGGACUUCACACAGAUUAAAAGUAAGACGAGCACAUGGGAGCCACCGGCCCCUAUUGCUUCAAGCAGCAACAUUUCUUCUUCCUUGCCCUCGAAUUCUAGGAAGGCUACUUGGGAUCUAAUCGCCCCAUUACGGAUAGUUGCCUUACAUGUUCAGUGCUCUGGAGGUGGAAAAAUGUUGCUUGAAACCAAAGGAAGCAAUAAUGUUUCUCCAGUUAAAAGUGGAAAAGGUAACAGUAGAGGCAGAGGCAGAGAUAGAGGUAGAGGUAGAGAAACAGGGAAAUCUGAAUCACUGGGCAGCCUCAGUAUGUUAGGGAGUGCCAGUAGCAGAAUCGAACCAGGUUUUCCUGGGCUUGAGGAAGCCAGUAUCGCUGAUAUUGAGGGACUGUCCAAUUUAGUAGGUGGAGGCUCGGCAAUUCCAUCAAGAGAUCCAGUGCUUGUGAUAUCGCAUAUCCUUCACUUUCAAGGGCAUCAAGAUGGGACAAAACAAGUUGUCUUCACACAUAGCAAGGGUCCGCAAGAGGGAGCACUUCCAGGAGUUGAGUUACGCAUGUUUGAUUCUGAGAUUGUCAUGUUAAGAGCAUGGCAUAAGUACUGGUAUUUGGAAGUCGAUCCGGAUAUUGUCUGUGUGUAUCAAAUGAAAAAAAGCUUACGGUAUUUAGCGGAACGUUUCAAGGUUCUAAAGUUGGGAACUUUUGAUCUUGGUCGAAGGAUGGGUCAAACAACUGAGGUGAAAUCAGUUGUGACUUACGGAAAACAUUGGAUAAAGAAGCAGGCUCGCAUGUCAUCUACGUCGAAUCAGGAGGUCUUCAGGGCCUACAUGGAAGGACGACUGGUUAUUGACAUGCUUCGAGUUGUAUUAGUGUCUUUUAAUCUCUCCACUUUCACUUUGGAAGAGUGCUCUCAGGUAUUUCUAGGCGCCCCGAAAGAGGCACUCUCUACGGCUGCAGUAUCAGAGCUUUGGCAAGGCAAGUAUGGAGGCCUAAGACGACUUCUAUUAUACUCACUUCAUGAAGCUGAGGUUGUUCUUAAACUUAUGGAGAGGUUGCAAACGAUUCCAGAGACAGUGGAGAUGGCAAGAGUUACUGGGUUGACUCUCUCAGAUGUCCUCUACAAAGCUCAAAUGGUGCGAAUCCAAAGCUUGCUCUUACGAAGUGCACGCAAAGAAGGUUGGCUCUUAGGAGGAACAACUUUAAAUGGGCAAUUGUCGGAGAGUCCUUUUUUGUUACAUCCAAAAGAUAAUCACACUGCUGCAUUUUAUCAGGAUCCUGUUGCAAUCUUAGAUUUUGCUUCGCUUUACCCAUCAUUGUUUAUGGCUUAUAACCUGUGUUACACAACGUUGGUACAUCCUGAAGACGCUAAAUCAAUUCCUUCUCAUCAGCUCAUAACCAGUUUAACCGGUGCUCAAUUUGUGGUGUCAUCUGUUCGACGAGGUGUUUUACCCCGGAUUUGUGGUGCUUUGAUUACAGCACGCAAGCAAGCUAGAGAUCGUAUGACUCAAGAGCAUAUUAGUUCUGAAGAGUAUGCUGUAUUGGAUGGGAGACAAAAGGCAUUGAAGCUCUGCUCAAAUGCUUUAUAUGGGUUCACAGGUGCGAGUGCAUCACCUCAACAGGCAGUUCCUUUGGCGGAUACUUGUCUGAGCAUGGGGGCAGCCUCCUGUAAGCAAGCUGUGCAGCUUGUUGGGAGUAUUUUUGAGAAGGUGGAGGUUAUCUAUGCGCAGACCGACAGCGUGUUUGCUCACUUCAAAGACGUCAGCAUAGAAGAAGCUAUCAAACUCGGCACACAAGCUGCUGAGAUAGUCUCUCAAGCCUUUCCCUCUCCCAUUGUUCUAAAAUUCGAAAGGGUUCUGUGUCCUUUUCUCCUCCUCCAGGUGAACAGGUACGCCGGCAGGCAGUACACUUGCAGCCAAGGAAACGAAGGCCAGGGUACAUUAUUUGUGAAAGGCAUUGAAUCCGAAAGACGUGAUGUGCCCAGAUUUGUCCGAAAAAUCUGCAAACAAGCGUUGAUUGACGUUCUUGUGGAAAAUGAUGUACCACUCGCUUAUGUAAACUGCAAGAACUCCAUACGACGGAUGGUAGCAGGCAAGUCGAGCUUGUAUGAUUUUAUAAUGACUGGGGGUCUCUGGAGGGUGGAUGAUCACGAUAUUACAAAACUGGUCGAAAAGACGAAGAGUUCCCACAAGCAUGUCGGGGCAUCCACUGCAGAAGAAGGGCGAGGCCCUCAUGUGGCUCUCUCUGUGAGGUUGAAACGCAAGAAUCCCGAUCGUCAGUUUCAUAUUGGGGAGAGGAUACCUUAUGUGCUAAUGGCUAACUCAAGCAAACUUCAGGAUGACAUGGCGGAAGAUCCAAUUGAGGCUCUCAUCGGAGGCAGUCUGGUGAAUACACACGUGUAUCUUGAAAACAAGCUCCGCAAGCCUCUAGAAUCUAUAUUGGAGUUUGUAGUGGACUCUGCAGCACUGAGGGAAUUGUUCACUGGUAGUCAUACUGUUCCUCCUCCAUCUGCAUCAGCAGGUGCCCCUAACCGGACACAGGGCUUAGUUAGUAGCUUCUAUCGACCCAAGUCUCCCUGUGUCAUUUGCAGGAAACCGCUGGAAACCGCGCAAGGGGCUCUGUGUAAAGAGUGUACUUUGGCAGGUUAUGCACAAAAUGCAACUACUGCUAUAUUCCUUGAGACUGCUGAGCAGGAGGUUAAGGUAAAUGGAGCUCAUGUGGAGUGUAUGAGGUGCCAUUCGGGAGGGCAUUUUCAGUCUGUCCUUUGUACGAACUCUGACUGCCCAGUCUUCUACAUGCGUUAUGAAUGCCCUCGAAUCCUUUCACACAUUGAGUCCACUCUUAUCAAGCUGGAUCAUCAGUUCAAGCUUGAGUAGAGAAACUUGAUUGGGGUUUUAGCUCGCUAUACUCUUUCCCGACGCUUGGGACAUAAUUUGGUGAUUAUUUGGAAAUCUUUGUUGACUGAUGUAGAUGUUUCACGAUAUCAAUAGGUGCAUCUUAUGUGUAAAAUGUACUUUUUGUUCAACUUCAACCCGCACUAACUUUUAUCCUGGUCA